Messenger RNA from Bipolaris victoriae FI3, 234 nucleotides. RefSeq lists its product as hypothetical. The transcript has a single exon. The record is from RefSeq and is a predicted model, not a curated record. NCBI's taxonomy places the organism in Eukaryota, Fungi, Ascomycota, Dothideomycetes, Pleosporales, Pleosporaceae. The annotation marks the transcript as partial.
UGGAGAGAUGUACUAGAGCACAUGGCAUCGUGGGAACUCGCUUGCUGGAAAUUUACUGUGCGUCAAAUGGCGUUGGAUCAACAGCAUAAAAUAUGGAAAACACAAUUUCUUGGUUUGUCGCAUCGUAAUCGCUUGUGCAGAGAUCGAUGUGUUGACAGGAAAAAAACAAGAAACCCCUUAAAAAUUUGCAAUUACUUCUGCGAAGUUGAGGCACUUGUCGAAAAUGUCUCAUGA